This is a messenger RNA of Hydractinia symbiolongicarpus, 984 nucleotides long. Its product is annotated as translation initiation factor eIF-2B subunit alpha-like. The transcript has a single exon. Bases 16 to 954 code for a protein of 312 amino acids. NCBI's taxonomy places the organism in Eukaryota, Metazoa, Cnidaria, Hydrozoa, Anthoathecata, Hydractiniidae. Gene Ontology annotation, biological process: translational initiation. Gene Ontology annotation, cellular component: eukaryotic translation initiation factor 2B complex. The record is from RefSeq and is a predicted model, not a curated record. Gene Ontology annotation, molecular function: translation initiation factor activity; guanyl-nucleotide exchange factor activity.
AGUUAAAAACGGAUUAUGUCGGGCGAAUUAUUGCUUCCUACGGGUCAAGACAAGAUGGAGGUGGAGCAACAGUCUGUGGAGUAUUUCAAAAAAUGUCUGCAAGAAGACCCAGAUAUUUCAGUUCCACUUGCCGCUAUUAAAACUCUGAUUCGUGUAAUCCAAAUUUCAGACACAGGGACACUUUCAGGACUCUCUGAUUGUCUAAAAUCGGUAAUAAAGCAGUUAAAAGAGAACGCAGAAAAUUCAGUCACAUCUAUUACUUCUGGUUGCGAGCUUUUAUUGAGAUUUAUCACUCUUGCUGCCCAAGAUGCCUUACUUUCAAAGGAUUUUUCAACAUGCAAAAGAGUUUUAGUUGAAAGGGGAGAAUUUUUUUUGCAACAAGCUGAAAAUUCCCGCCAAAAGAUAGCUCAACUUAGUCAAAAAUUUAUCCAGAAUGGGUCUGUCAUACUUACACAUUCUAUGUCUAGGGUUGUCGUUCAGCUUUUAUUAGAAGCUGCAAAGAAUAAAACAUUUUCUGUUUAUGUGACAGAAUCAAGGCCAAAUAGCAGAGGUGAAGAUUUGCAUCAUUUACUAACCGCAAACAACAUUCCAUGUAAAGUUAUUCUUGAUUCUGCUGUUGGUUAUAUGAUGGAACGCAUGGACAUGGUUUUAUUAGGUGCAGAAUCUGUGGUUGAAAGUGGUGGAAUUAUAAACAAAAUAGGAAGCUAUCAAAUAUCUGUAAUGGCAAAAACAAUGAAUAAACCUGUCUACGUAGCUGCGGAAAGCUUUAAAUUUUUACGUGAAUAUCCAUUGAAACAAAAAGAAGUACCUAACCCUUUCAAAUAUAACACAAAGGAGGAUGGACACCCAUCUGUGGACUAUACACCUCCAUCCUAUAUCGCAUUACUUUUUACUGAUUUAGGUGUAUUGACGCCUUCAGCAGUUAGCGAUGAGUUAAUAAAGUUAUAUUUAUGAUAAAUUACAAUAAAUAGAUACCAACAUGUA